AUGGAGGCAGCUGAGGGAAGCUUGCCACGCAGGGCACGCGCACCACGCACUGGGCCCAGCCAUGCUCCUGCCCUUCUGGUUUACCUCCUGACCUGCCCCGCUGACAAGCUUUUUCUCGGCGUUGUUUGUCUCGCUGCUGUGGUGGCAGUGUUGAUGUGGCUGGAGUGGGAUGGAAUGCUUGGCGGGCUGGAUUCGUCAGCAAUGUUGAAAGCCGAGGCCUUCAUGGUCUAUGCUUUUGCCUCGUGGGAGGAGGCGUCGCAACGAGUGAAUGCCUCGCACCUGAGACUUGAGGAGGCGCUGAAACAGGAUCUCAUCACUCGGUCCGUCCGCACCGUGGUCAUGGACCCGAGUGGUCGCAUCCUCAUGGGUCGACGUGAUGCUCCUGGAUCAAUGUGCUUCGAGAGCUACCAAGUUGGUGUCAGCAGCUAUUGCGGUGCAGUGGAAGACCUGGUAGCCUGUGCGCUGCGAGCCCUCGAAGAGGAGAGCGGCUCUUCAGUGCAGAACUUCCAGGCGUACAUGCAGGGCGAGCGGCAAUACCGGUUUGUGCUGGAUGAUGGCUCAGUGCAUCGAGAGCUCACGGGUCUUGCUUGUGUGUGGCUGCCGCCAUCAUUUAGGUGGACCGGCGCGGGCAAGCUGUCAUGGCGCUUCGACAAGCCCGUCACUGUGCAGAUGAAACUCUCAAUGUCCAGCCUGUGGUGCAGCGAAGACUUCCGCCAAUUGAUGGAGGAAGCCCAUGAUGCAGCAAGACGCUGCCAUGAGCAGACUGAGAUGGUCUAG
Effrenium voratum is the source of this 777-nucleotide messenger RNA. The record is from the annotation of a GenBank genome assembly. NCBI's taxonomy places the organism in Eukaryota, Dinophyceae, Suessiales, Symbiodiniaceae.